Notolabrus celidotus (New Zealand spotty) is the source of this 7706-nucleotide messenger RNA. Its product is annotated as disabled homolog 2-interacting protein-like. The record is from RefSeq and is a predicted model, not a curated record. Gene Ontology annotation, biological process: regulation of GTPase activity. Lineage: Eukaryota; Metazoa; Chordata; Actinopteri; Labriformes; Labridae. The transcript is spliced from 28 exons. Bases 783 to 4517 code for a protein of 1244 amino acids.
GUUUCUGUGUGGGAAAGAGAUCAAGAAGAGGAAAUGCAUCUUUCGGCUGAGGACCAGAGUCCCUCCUAAUCCCCCCUCUAAGCUCUUUCCUGAGCGUGCUCAGAACGACGGAGGACGGGGAAGCAAGAAAGGCGUGGUCAGUGUUUCAGCAGAGAGGAAGAAGAGGAAGUCCAAGUGGCUUCUAGAAGAUGCUAUUCCUAAUAACGAGCUGUCCUGCAGCUGGACCUCCAACCACCACAUGGCAAACAUCUUUGACUUCUCUCUGGACGAGCUGCAGAGCCUCAAAAGUAGUUCCAGCAGGACCGUCAGUAUAGAUCAAGACUCCACUGAUGCCUCCACCUCAGGCUCUGCCACCACCAGCGCCUCCUACCACUUCAGGAGGAGGGUCGGCAGUAGGAAGCGGAAGUUGCCCAGCAGCAGUUACAGCCAUUGGGCCAAUCGCAGCGAGGCAGGGGAGGAGCUCGUCGAGGAGGGGCAGUCUGCCAUGCUAGAGGACCAAGAAGUUACGAACCACUCUCACCUGGCAACAGACUCCUCCCACUUCUUAUCUGACCCCUCCCAGAUUCCCUCUGACUCCUCCCACCUCCACUCUUCCAUCUCCUCGUACUUUGGAGUAGCAGGCAGACUGACCAACGGGGAAAGGGUCCCUGCAGAGAGACAGACAGGUGGUCAGACAGAGAGACAGACAGGUGGACAGACAGACAGACAUGUGAAGUAAGUGUAGAGCAGGAGGAGUGACCAACACACCUGAAGAGACGAGCUCCAGCUUUCCAGUCGUCCAAAUGUCUGUGAGUUCAACCUUCCGCUCUGGGAUCAGGUCAUUGGAUAGAGCGCCGGCCUCUGGUCUCCCUGCCGCAGAGGAUCGAGCGGCCAUGGACGAGCUGGUGAAACACCUGUCCAGGUGUCAGCACAUGGGCUGGAUGAAGGUGAUCGAGCUGAAGAGCGCCUCCAUCCAUUGGCUGUCGUGUGGUCAGAAGGCGGAGACUGAUGUGUGGAGUAAAAUGUUCUGCAUCCUGUCCGACUCUCAGUUACUGAUGCUCAACAAUCUGGAGGUUCAUCCUCUGCUUCUUGCAGAGAGGGCGGAGACUUGCACGGUCUGGUUGCUCAGAUACACUCUCCAUGUGACCCCGGGACUUCCUCGCCACACCCACAAAGAUGUUCCAGAGAGAGGGAUCCGCCGACAGAGCAUGCCCAGCAGCUCAGUGGUGGACACACCCACCGCCAGAGUGACGGGGUUUCUCUCCCGGAGGUUGAAGCAGUCUCUCCGACGGACUCGAUCUCAUCCUAAACUGCCUCGUCCGACCAGCAUGAGGGCUGACAUCAUGAACAGCGCUGACACCAGGUGUGUGAUGCGGCGGCUGCGCUGUGGUAGCCAGGAGUCCUUACUUAGCGCCGGCUGUGUUUCAUCUCUGGAGCUCAGGAUGGACCAAUCAGUGAUCAUCAAACCCGUCCACUCCUCCCUUCUGGGACAGGACUACUGCUUUGAGGUGACAACCACGACAGGAACAAAGUGCUUCUCGUGUCGUUCUGCGGCAGAGAGAGAUAAAUGGAUGGAGAACCUGAGACGAGCCGUUCAUCCCAACAAGGACAACAGCAGGCGGCUGGAGAACGUGCUGACCGUGUGGGUGAUCGAGGCCAAAGACCUUCCUGCAAAGAAAAGGUACUUCUGCGAGCUGUGUCUGGACGACAGUCUCUACGCUCGGACAUCGUGUAAGCUGAAGACUGACAACAUCUUCUGGGGCGAGCGUUUCGACUUCAGCAGCCUGCCGUCCAUCAACGCCAUCACUCUCCAUCUCUACAAAGACACCGACAGGAAGAGGAAGAAGGACAAGAGCAGCUACGUCGGGCUGGUCAACAUCCCCGUCGCAACCGUGAUGGGGCGACAGCUGGUGGAGAAGUGGUACACACUGAGCACGCCCAGCACCAUCAGGAGUAAGUCGUCUGUACCGACAGUCCGCAUCAAAGCUCGGUACCAGAGCAUCGUCAUCCUGCCGAUGGAGCAGUACAAAGAGUUCGCGGAGUACAUCAGCUCCAACUACCUGCUGCUCUGCAACACUCUGGAGGCCUCCAUCAGCCUGAGAGCUAAAGAGGAGCUGGCUGCGGCGCUGGUCCACAUCCUGCACAGCACUGGGAAGGCCAAGGACUUCCUGACAGACCUGAUGAUGUCAGAGGUGGACCGUUGCCGGGACAAUGACCAGCUGAUCUUCAGAGAGAACACACUGGCGACGAAAAGCAUCGAGGAAUACUUAAAGCUGAUUGGACAGAAGUACCUGCAGGACGCACUGGGUGAGUUCAUCAAAGCUCUGUAUGAGUCAGAUGAGAACUGUGAGGUCGACCCGGCUCGUUGUGCGACCUCUGACCUCGCUGAGCAUCAGGCCAACCUGAGGAUGUGCUGCGAGCUCGCCUUCUGCAAAAUCCUGGACUCCUUCAGGGUCUUCCCCCGGGAGCUGAAGGAGGUGUUUGCAUCAUGGCGGCAGGAGUGCGGUAACCGAGGGCGGCCGGACAUCAGCGAGCGCCUCAUCAGCGCCUCCUUGUUCCUGCGCUUUCUCUGCCCGGCAGUGAUGUCACCGUCGCUGUUCGACCUGAUGCAGGAGUACCCCGACGAGCGCUCUGCAAGAACCCUAACCCUCAUCGCCAAAGUCAUCCAGACCCUCGCCAACUUCAGCAAGUUUGGGACUAAGGAGGAGUACAUGCUGUUCAUGAAUGACUUUGUGGAGCGGCAGUGGAGCAGCAUGCAGCGUUUCCUGCAGGAGAUCUCUAACCCGGACGGUCUGAACCACACCGCCGGCUUCGACGGAUACAUCGACCUCGGCCGGGAACUAUCCACCCUGCACACUCUGCUCACCGAGAUCGACCAGUCGUGUCUGGCGAAGCUCGGCCCUCUUCCUCGGAUCCUCAGAGAAGUCUCCACGGCUCUGGCUAACCCCGGUGGCGUGGGUCACCCUGGGGGGAUGUCUGUGUCCUCUCCUGAGCCUCAGCGUGUGGUGUCGCCACCUCCCAUGUCCCCUCCCCCUCUUUCCCCACCCCUCUCACCUCCUCUGGCGACCUGUAAUCCCUCCAUGGGCCUGCAGGGCGGCGUUGGACUGGACGGAGGUAUGGUAGAUUUCACCAGACUUCCCUCUCCGACUCCAGAGAACAAAGACUUGUUCUUCGUCACUAAAGGAUCCAGCCUGCAGCCGGCAUCAGGUCUCCACGGCUCCCCGGCUCCGAGCUUGUCUUACUCAGAGCCCAACGAUCACGAGGCGGGGUUCGAGAUGACCAACGGCGGCCGGAGGGAGGGCCAAGAGCUGACCCACGAGAGCCGCAGCCUGUCCCUGGUCGACCUGCAGGACACCUCUCCCAGUGACGGUCUGGAUGACAGCCAAUGGCAGCGCAGGACGGGGCUCCUCCCGCUCUCCUUCCAGAACCCUGUGUAUCACAUGACCACCACGUCACCUCGGCCGCAGACCGAUGCCACGCCCUCUGAUGGCUCCGCGGGAUCGCAGGGGAACGUGGAAGAAAGGAACGCCAUGGCGACCAAACCGGCGUUUCUCACCCAGAUGUCCGUGGGGCUGGGAGGAGGGGAGAGGGGGGAGAGAGGGGAGAGGAUGUCGGCCUUGUCGAGCAGCAGCAGUGGAGAGGAGUACUCCCGACGAGCUCUGUCCAUCAAUGAGACGCUGACGGCUACCUCCGCCCCCGCCCCUCGCCAGAGCUCCUCAGGCCCUCAGAGACGCAUCGAUCAGCCUCCUCCACCCUCCUCCGCGCCGCCAGGGCCCCCACGAGGCCGAACUCCUCCCAGCAUGCUUAGUGGCGCUGGGGGCUCCGCAUACCCGCCUCGCCCCGCCUCCGGCAGCAUGAUGUCAUCGAGUCCUGAUUGGCCGAGCAGCGGCCAGUCGAGGCUCAGACAGACAUCUUCGUCCUCUAAAGGAGACAGUCCUGAGAAACAACGGUCUGCUGCCAAGGCUCCCUCUCCCUGCGCAUUAGACCGUACUGCAGCCUGGCUCCUCAACAUGAACUCUGCAUCCUCCUACGGCGAGGCAGAAGAAGACCGCCAUGAUGACGCCCUCAUAGAGAAGUACCAGCAGGAGAUUGCGUUGCUGCAGGAGAAGCUGCGAGUUGCAGCGUUGCGGCAGGACGAGUGUGAGGCCCGACUGCUGGUCCAGGAUCAGCAGAACCAACGGAUGCUGCAGGAGUACCAGGCUCGACUGGAGGACACAGAGAGCAGACUGAGGAGGCUACAGGACGAUAAAGACCUCCAGAUGAACAGCAUCAUCAGCAGGUUGAUGGCUGUAGAGGAGGAGCUGAAGAAGGAUCACUCCGACAUGCAGGCCGUGGUCGACUCCAAGCAGAAGGUCAUCGAGGCGCAGGAGAAGAGGAUCGCGAGUCUCGACGCGGCGAACAGCCGUCUGAUGGCGGCUCUGACCCAGCUGAAGGAACGGUACGCCGUGACAUCACAGCGGAACGGCCUGUCUCCUAGCAACACGUCGUCUCUGCAGAUCACCGAGAACGGAGAGUUUCGGAACUCCGGCAACUGCUGAGUCACCGGCGGCUCGGCUCUGAUUGGCUUUUGACUGCAGGGAGGGAGGGGGAGGGGCUUAUCUGCAUGAUGUGUGAGGGCAGCAGGAGGCAGGCCUUUCUCAUUAACCACACCCCUUUUUUAAAAUCAACCAAUCAACACUGUAGAAGUUACCACAGACCUGUCAAUCAACUGUCACCUCCUACAGAGAUGGAUCUGACCUCUGACCUCUGACCUGACUCUGCCCCUGUUGUUAUGUUUCCCCUCAGUUCCUGUUUUGUUUUGCAUGUUUCCUUUUUCGAACAGCUUACAAAUUCUGACAUCAUAUCCUGUUUUCUUUUGGUACUUCCUGAUGGGGCCAGACACUUCCAACAACCAAACUGCACGUCUUUGAAAUAGCUCUAAACCACCUGGGACAAAUCCACCUGUAUCUGGUUUUGGUCUGACCAGCUGAACCCAGCGAUGUAUAUGACUCUGGUCCUGCUGGACUAUUUCCAACCACUGUUUCUGUACGAGACUCUGAUUAACCAGACUCCAUUCAUGGCUCCAUGGCUCUGGUCUGACUGGGUUUGAUCUGACUUUACUUGUCUCUUGUCUGAUGGGUUAACCCGAGCUGCGUAUGGCUCUGGUCAGACUUGUUAUCUCUAACUGUAUAUGGUUCUGGUCUGCUUAGAACUUCUUCGGUGGCAGUCUCGUCUGACUGGGUUUACUUUAGCUGUAUAUGGCUCUGGCCUGCCUUGAUUGACUCCGGCUGUUCAUGGCUCUUGUAAGACUGGGUUAGCUCUGGCUGUAAAUGGCUCUGGUCUGACUUGUUAUCUCUAGCUGUAUGUGGUUAUGAUAUGACUUCAUGAUAUGACUUCAACUCUGGCUUUACAUGGCUCUCGUCUGACUGAAUAAACUCUAUAUCGCCCCCUGUGUGACUCGGUGAACUUAAGCUGUAUAUGGUUCUUGUAAGACCGGGUGAACUCUGGCUGCAUGUGGUUCAGGCCUAAGUGGGUUAAAUGCAACUUGAUAUCGUCCUAGUCUGACAGGGUUAACUCUAACUGGCUCUGGUCUGACUUGGUUCAACUUCAGCAGUACAUGGUUUUCGAAUGAGAGGAUGAACUCUGGCUGCACAUCACUCUUGUCUUACUUGCUGCAUACAACUUCCCAUGGCUUUAGUCGGACUGGGUCGACCCUGGUGUGUGUGGCUCUGGCCUGAGGCCUAACUCUGGUCAAAUAUCACUCUUGCCUGACCGAGUUUAAUCCGACUUAACAAGACUUGAGUCUAACUGGGUCAACUCUGGCUUUACAUGGCUCUGGACUGACUUUUUAUCUCUAGAUGUAAAUGGUUCUGGUCGGACUCCAGCUGUAUAUGGUUCCAGUUGGACUUGAUUAAAGAGGGGGUAUCAUGCUCAUUUUAAGGCUUCAUAUUACAACUCAAACACUAUUUAUUCAUCUCAGAUUGGUGGCUUUGAAGGCCCUCACGUCAGCCUCUGUCUGACACAUUUCAUAUUAGCUACUGUCUCUUUAAGGCUUCGCCCUCAGCAGUCAGGAACCAGAGUUAACCGGUGUACCUCUACUUAAAGGAACAAACAAAUAAACUAUAGCUGUUUGAUUUUGGACCGAAAUCUAACUGGAUGUUUUGGAAAGACACGAAAAAAACAUCCCAUAGCGUAAAUCUGUAGAGUCCCUGUCACGUAGUUCUCGUGUGAAGGCCCUCAUUUCAGCCUCAGUCUGACACGUUUCAUAUUAGGUACUGUUUCUUGAAGGCACUCCGGAUCCCAGGAUUCCGAAAUGCUGGGUUCCGGAGUUAAUCGGUGUUCCUCUAUUUAAAGUGACAAAUUAAGAAAUAUACCCGUUUGUUUCGGACCCCAAAUCUGACCCUGAAAGUUCGGAAGGACACUUCCGUGGAGUCCCUGUCGUGUAACUCUCACGUGACUUUUUGAACAGGGCGGCUUGCGGCCUCAUCCUGGGGUUACUCCAUCACACGUUUACAUGACAGUUUGAAACUUCGCCCUCCAACAUUUUAACUUCAUAUUUAUUUGUAAAAUAUAAAAAAAGCAUGAUGCCACCUCUUUAAAUCCAACUUUUACCUGGCUCCAGUUUGAGGUAACUCUGGUGCUACAUGGCUCUUGUACGAUCGGAGGAACUCAGACGUGUAUGGCUCUACUCUGACUUGUUUAACUGGGUUUACUUUGGCUCUACAUGAGUCUCCAAAGACUGGUUUAACUCUGGUUGUGUAUGGUUCUUGUGUGACCGGGUUGACUCUGGUCUGACUGUUUACAUCUGACUGAACAUGUCUUUAUCCGGACUGAGUUAACUCUAACUGCGUAUGGCUCUGGUAUUUGACUGUAAAUCACUUCGGUCUGAGUCUGAGUGAGGACAUCUGACUUUUCUUCAGCUGUUCAUGGUUCUGGUCUAACGCCAUCCUCUCCGGCUACAUACAGCUUUAGUCUGCCUGCGUUAACCGUGGCUACGUAUGGCUCUGGUCUGACUGAACGUGACUCCGGUGUGAACAGUAUCUGUGUAAAUGAGAAAGUCAAACUUUAUCCAAACAGAGAACAUAUCAACACUUUGUAUUUUGGAGUUCACAGCUCCUGAGUAUCUUCAGGCUUUUCAUGUUUCGAUCGAGACUUAAAGGGACAGUCCAACAUUCCCGUCUCGGUGUGUGUGUGUCUCGUACUCAGAGAGGGCUAGCCUAGCUCAGCACAAGGACUGGAAAAACGGAUGAACUGUGUGUGUGUGUGUGGAGAACACACCUUUAACGGGUUGAGGUGAGCGUUUGGCCACUCUGGGCUUCCGUAGCGAUGAAUAUUUAGUUGAUCUGGUUCAGAGAUUUAUGUGAGAGAGUUAGACGUUAGUUUGUGUUGUUUCAGAGAAUUCUACUGAUUUUAAUGUAAACAUCAGAUUUUAUUGUAAAACAGUAAAAAGUUAAAAUUGUGAUGAAUAGUUUGUGAACACACGCAUACAUACACACACACACACGCACACACACACACACACACAUACACACACAUUGUCCUGUACAGGCUAGACUUUACUGGACUCUUAUGAACUCUCCUGGACUAUCCUUGACUAUCCCGGACUCUACUGUCUCUCUGCUCUGUUCACUGUGGCUUCUGUCUCUGUUCUUCUGUAUUUAUGAAACUCUGUUAGAGUUCCUGUUAUUGUUAUUUAUCAACAUCAGUAUUUAUAAAGAGAUGCUCCAAUAAACUAUUACACUAUCAAA